Enterobius vermicularis (human pinworm) is the source of this 2808-nucleotide messenger RNA. NCBI's taxonomy places the organism in Eukaryota, Metazoa, Nematoda, Chromadorea, Rhabditida, Oxyuridae. The record is from the annotation of a GenBank genome assembly.
AUGGGUAUAACAAAGCAAUAUCUUCGUUAUUCAUUGUCUGGUGUGUGUAAUAUCAUAGGAUCUAACAAUGGAAUGUUGGCAGCAGUGAACGGUAAUGUAUGUGCAGUUUCUGCUUGCGAAAAUAUUAAAGAACUAAAGAAUUCUGAGAAGGCAGUCACAGCCAUUAAAUUCAGCCAUGAUAAACGCUAUCUCGCUGUUGGAUAUUCUGACGGUACCUUGAAACUCUUUGACAGAUCUAGCGAAGACGAUUCUCCAUUUGUCACAUUUGUCGGCCACAAAACUGGAGUCAACUGUCUAGCAUUUAGCCUAGAUGGUCUAAUGUUGGCAUCUGGCGGCAAAGACUCAGUAAUAAUUGUUUGGGAUAUAGUUAACGAGUGUGGAAUGUUUCGAUUGAACGGUCAUAAAGCUUCUGUUACUCAUCUGCAGUUUUCCGCAGACGGCAAUUUUCUUAUCAGCAGUUCAAAAGAUUCCUUUGUCAAGUUCUGGAAUCUGUCUUCACAAAGUUGCUUUUAUACUUUAACAGAAAGUCGUUCAGAGGUUUAUACAUUCGCUCUCUUAGACUCUGAUAAUCUUCUUUUAUUGGGAACUGCUUCGCUUGAAAUCCUGGUUUUUCAAUUGCAUUGGUUUGAUAGAGAAGAACUAGAUGUGGGAGAAGACGAAAGAAGCAACAAAUUCUCAAAACUUUCAGAAGGAGAUUAUGAGGACGAGACUCAGUCAAAUAGAAUCAUGUUGUGUAAGAAGCGUGGUGAACUAUUACGGCAUUCAAAAGGUCGUGCAUUACAGUUUUCAGUCAGUCCAGAUAAGAGGAUAUUAAUUUGUGUGGGGUCUUCUGAAAUGGUUGACAUUUUUCGUUUGUAUAACGCGGAGGAAAGACAGAAGAGGGUUGCAAAGAAGAUCAAGAAAGCUGUGAAAAGGAAGGAAGAGAGUGGCAGCUCUGAAAAUGUGUCGCCUACAGAAAUCGCGAAGGAUGUUACUGUGCUCGUAUCUCACAUAGGAAAGCAUCAGUUUGAUAGUAAAGUAAAAUGGAUUGAUUUUUGUCCAAGCGUUCAGAAUAGUGGGCAUAAUUUGUUGACCUAUAAGUUUUUUUCUCUUCUGACGAGUAACACCGUGAAUAGUACAUCUCUUGAGGUGGAUUUGAAAUUGAAUAUCGUGGAGUGCAAAACAGUUGCGUCACUUGACCAGCUCGGUCAUAGAAGCGACGUUCGUUGUUUAGCGAAUGCUGAGAGUGACUUUGGGUUUGCAUCAGGAAGUUCCGAAUCCGUCCUUGUUUGGAGCAGACACAGCCUCAGUGUCGUCCAUGUCUGUGAAACAGAAGAAAUGAAGAACGUCACAGCAUUGCUGUUUUUACCCGGCGACCGGCAUAUUCUAGCUGGGACUAAGGACGGUAACAUGUUUCUUUUUGAAUUAGCAAGUAAUGAAUUGGUUCAAACUUAUAAGAAGGUUCAUUCAGCUGCAAUUUGGAAACUAAUAAACUCUCCUGAUAAGAAGGGCUGUAUAUCUUGCGGUGCCGACAAGCAUAUUCGUUAUUGGGAUUACAUCCUUGAACCUGAGAAGUACUUGAUCACUUUUAAUGAUGAUCUAAACUUGUCAGUUUGCAGAAAACGUGCUGCUAUUCGAGAGCGCAGGGAAUUAGAGCUUCCAGAUGAGGUUCUGUCUAUUGCUUCGAGUAGCGACUCUCGUUUUAUAUCAGCAGCUUUGCUGGAUAACACUGCCAGAAUUUAUUUUGUAGAUUCCUUCAAGCUUUCGUUUACAUUAUAUGGUCACUCGCUUCCUGUGACAACCAUCGAUUUCUCUCCUGAUUCUAAACUUGUAGUAACUGGUUCUGCUGAUAAAAGUGUUAGAAUAUGGGGCGCUGAUUAUGGAGACUGUCAUAAACAUAUGCAUGCUCAUGACGACAUCAUUACGAUGUUUAGAGUUACUUGUGUCCAAUUUGUCCCAAAUGAACCGUUGUUCUGGAGUGCAGGAAAGGAUGGUCUUUUGAAACAGUGGGACGCUGUGAAGUUUUAUCGCAUUCAAGUCUUAGAACUUCAUUUUGCUGCAAUUUGGUCAAUUUCACAAACUGCGAGCGGUAACUUCUUGAUUUCUUCUUCUCAUGAUAAAUCUAUUCGAGUCUGGGAAUUGACAGAGGAGAUAAUAGUUUUACAAGAAGAAGAAGAAUUGGAGCGCGAGAAGCAGCGAGAAGAACGUCUAACAUCUUUGGAGGACGUUAUUCCAGGUGAAGAAGGAUCUGAAAAUGAAACAGGACUUGCAGCAAAAAAAAGCAUGGCUAGCAUCAAAUCUGCUGAAGAUUUAAUUGAAGCGGUUGAAAUCGCGCGAAAAGAAGUUUUCAAAAGGAUUGACGAACCGAAGAGCGCACCACAUCCGCUAAUCACUUAUUUGAAGAGCAGUUCUCUAGAACAUUUCAUUUUGGAUGUAAUCGAUCGUAUACCAUCCAGCCAUCUUGAAAACAGUUUACUGAUGGUGCCUUUUACAUUUGUUCCGGAUAUCCUUCGCGCAAUCAACGUCUGCACUACGAAGCGCUACAAACUGGAACUUGCCUCAAAAGUUGCUCUUUUUCUGAUAAAGAUUCAUUUUAAUUACAUAACAAAUUCUUUUGACAUGGUGCAGAUAAUAGAUGCCUUACGUUCUUCGCUGCGAAAUGAAAUCAAGGAGUUGCGGGGUACUGUGGCUUUUAACCUUGCGGGUCUUCGUCUUCUGCAAAAAGAAAUAGAAGAUUCAACUGAAUCAAAAAUGUUCACAGAUAUAUCCAAAUUUGCAAAGAAGUCGAAGAAAAAACUUCGAAAAGCUGUUAUUCGAACUGUGGUCUAA